CGCGAUGCAGAAAGCGAGACGCUCCAAAGCUUAAACUACGAGUGGGACAGGAGUGCCUUCCUUGCAGCACACUUCUUUUCACCACUGCAGCUUCGACCUUCCACUUUGAACGUCAACACCUGCCAAUUGUACUUUCCAGGCUGCAAACAUGACAUCUGUAAGACUUGGAAAGAGGACUCGGAGCUCCGAGGAAACGAAAUCGACACUCAGUCUCGACUUCUCAGUAAAGCGGGCACGGCGGACACCCAGGAAGACCACCGAGAAGGAGCAAAUUGCCAUCCACGAUUCUGAAAAUGAGGAGAAUGAACAGCCGGAAUAUGGCUCGCAGGGGGGGGACAAGUCGACGCCUAAAACAUCCCGAUCGAGACGGACCUCGAUUGCGAGCACGGUCAAGAGCUACAAUGUUGCUCCCGUCACUCCUUCGACGCCGCGCCACUAUGAUGUCUUCGCCCGGGGCACGACGACACCCCGUCACCGGGUCAUGUCUGUCGGCAGACUCUCGAAGCGGAUGACACCCCAAUCUCCCCUGACUCCAAGCACACAACAAACAGUCUACCACCAGGCGAGACAACUCUUUUCGCGCAGCGCAGAUCCCGGGGAAUUGAUCGGACGCGACGAGGAGCGCACGCAACUGCAACAGUUCCUUGAACGAUGCAAGACCUCUCGGCCGAGCGGGUGCCUCUACGUCAGCGGCCCCCCCGGAACAGGAAAGAGCGCCAUGGUAAACAGGAUCACUGAGGAGGCGGUAUCGGAGUCGGGUUGCAUCCGAAAGGCGUACAUCAACUGCAUGAGCAUCAAGUCGUCGAAGGACUUGUACAUCGCAUUGUUGGAGCAACUUGCCGGCGACACCGACAUGUCGGAAAGCGACAUUGUGGAGGCCUUGCAGAAGCUGUUCCUGCAGAAGAAGACAACUGAUGUCUUCUUGGUCGUGCUGGACGAGAUUGACCAUAUCCUGACAAUGGACCCCGAGAGUCUCUACCGAGUAUUUGAGUGGGCCCUGCGACCAACCUCAAGGCUCACCCUCGUCGGCAUCGCCAACGCGCUGGACCUGACUGACAGGUUCCUCCCGAGACUCAAGUCACGAAACCUCAAGCCGGAGCUUCUCCCGUUCCUGCCCUACACCGCACCACAGGUGAAGCGGAUCAUAACGGAACGCCUCAAGAGCCUCGCCCCCAAGGGUGCUUCAGCCGACUUCAUCCCUUUUUUCCACCCGGCGGCCAUCGAGCUCUGCUCUCGCAAGGUCUCCAGCCAGACCGGCGACCUGCGCCGGGCGUUCGAGAUCUGCCGACGGGCCCUCGACCUAGUCGAGAACGAAACCCGCCUCAAGCACGAAAACGAAGUCAAAGAACAGAUUCUGCUCAUGAGCCCCUCCCGCAAGGUGCUGGGCGAGAACCGUAAUCUCGCCUCCUCAUCGGCACGUCCCUUCCUCGGGACACAAUCCAUCUCAACCGCCCUCCACAAAUCCCUGCAGACCCUCACAGUCGAGACCGCCCCGCGCGUGACCAUCGCCCAUCUCAACAAAGUCACAGCCGCCGCCUUCAGCAACGGCGCCAGCCAGCGCCUGAAGACCCUCAACCUGCAGCAGAAAGCCGCACUGUGCUCGCUGCUGGCCAUCGAAAAGCGGAACCGCUCCGUCGCCCAAACUCCAUCCUCAUCCUUUUCUUCCUCUUCUACACCGACAACCCCUUCCACCAAGACACGAACAUCGGUGUCGGCACCGACAGUCAAGACGCUCUACGAAGCCUACUGCACGCUCUGCACGCAGGACUCGCUCCUCCACCCGCUCUCGAGCUCCGAGUUUCGCGAGGUGGCGAGCAGUCUCGAAACACUGUCCCUCAUCACGCCCGUGGACGGCAAGACCGGGUCGUUUGUCGCCGUUCCGGGGGGCACGGCGACACCUACCAGCGGCCGCGGAAGGGGCAGGAAGAAGGACGUUUUCGCCUUUGGGGCCGGCGGAAGCGGGGGUUUGUUGGGGGACGAGAAGAGGGUGGCCAGCUGUGUCGGGGAAAAGGAGAUGGAGACGGCUGUGGAGGGCAUGGGGGCCGGCAUUCUGAGGAGUAUCCUGAGCGGAGAGGCAUUGGAUUGAACCCCUCUGCCUGAUCUUGUGGUUCCGGCGUCUGUUUGUCUGGUUUGGGGUUUUACUUUUUAGACGGGGUGUGUGUUUUUGGUAUGGGCCGGAUGCAUGCAUGGCAUAGCCUGGUUGCGGCAUUGUGUUGGCGUUUAUGGUGUUUGGGCUACUAUCCAUACAGUAUGGAUAGGCGUUCAGGGAGGGGUGGACUGACACUUGCGGACGUACCUGUUACUCGGCUGGUCUGUUGGUUUGACUGACAUUGUUACUGUGCGCCGCCGCCCUUGGGUGUAGGGGAAU
This is a messenger RNA of Chaetomium strumarium, 2368 nucleotides long. RefSeq names its product P-loop containing nucleoside triphosphate hydrolase protein. The record is from RefSeq and is a predicted model, not a curated record. Gene Ontology annotation, molecular function: ATP hydrolysis activity; DNA replication origin binding. The transcript is spliced from 3 exons. Gene Ontology annotation, cellular component: nucleus. NCBI's taxonomy places the organism in Eukaryota, Fungi, Ascomycota, Sordariomycetes, Sordariales, Chaetomiaceae. The coding region runs from base 149 to 2086 and encodes 645 amino acids. Gene Ontology annotation, biological process: DNA replication initiation; mitotic DNA replication checkpoint signaling; cell division.